AUAUAUUUGGUUAGUGUUCCAAAAUCCGGCGUGUAAGCUGUGCGCUCGUUCAAUCCAUGCGCUAGCGGCUAGCCAAUGUGCGUUACGUAAUUUAAAAAAAAUAUAUAUAUAAAUUAAAUGUGCAUUUAUUAUUAUUAGUUAUCCGUUUUCUUGGUACUGGAUGUCAUAACAGCUAAGGAUGGAUAAGCCGACGAUGCACAUGCUCUCCGUCCAGGAGAAGGGCGGAGAAACUCGAAAACUAAACCAGUACAUAGCCGCAGUAGCAGCUUCUAUCGGCGCAGUGGCCGCUGGUACGAUCUUGGCGUGGUCAUCACCAGCCCUCCCACAGCUCCAACCGCCGAAGAAUACUACCACGAAUUUAACAGAGAUCGACAUAUUCUUUCUCAAUGAAACAUCGAAAGCCAAUGUCUCUGACGUAUUGAUCAACGCUUUGGGCCAACCAGCCGAUUUUUUGUUGAACACCAAAGAUAGUUCAUUAGUGUCGUCUAUCCUUGCAAUUGGGGCAGCGAUCAGCGCUUUACCCGUCGGUUUUUCUGCCGAGCGCUUCGGAAGACGACCCACGAUUCUGAUGCUGUCUCUGCCGUUUCUGAUCAACUGGUUGCUCACAAUAUUCGCUAAUGGAUCGGGGAUGCUUAUUGCUGCUAGAUUUUUUGCUGGUUUGGGAACAGGUGGUAUAUGCGUGUGCGCGCCCAUGUACAUAGGGGAGGUAGCGGAGACGUCUAUCCGCGGCUCGCUUGGCUCUUUUUUCCAGCUCUUCCUGACUGUAGGAAUCCUCUUCACCUUCGUGGUCGGCGGUUGGACCCAUUGGAGGACGCUCUCCAUUAUAUCUGCUGUGUUUCCUGUCUUACUGAUCGCCGUUUUCUGGUGGAUGCCGGAGACGCCGCAGUACCUUCUAGGUAAAAACCGUCGUCGCGACGCCGAGAGGUCUCUCCGCUGGCUCAGAGGACCCCUGGCCGACCUCAGCGGAGAACUGGAAGAGAUGCAGAAAGAUGUCGACACAGCCUCCCGUCAAAGCGCCGGCAUCCUCUCCAUGGUGACGCAGCGAGCUCCUCUGAUGGCGCUGAUCUGUUCAUUGGGCCUCAUGUUCUUCCAGCAGUUCAGCGGAAUCAACGCCGUCAUCUUCUACACCAACAACAUCUUCCAGUCCGCCGGCUCCAACAUCCCGCCGGUCAUAGCCACCAUCAUCGUCGGCGUGGUGCAGACCAUAGCUACUUACAUUUCGUCAUUGCUUAUAGAAAAAGCCGGCAGGAGGAUCCUCUUGCUCCAGAGUUGUAUCAUUAUGGGCAUCUGUUUGAUCGUGUUGGGCACAUACUUCAAGUUGCAGGAGAGCGGCGCCAAUGUUGGCACGUUUGGUUGGCUGCCAUUGGUCUGCUUGGUCCUGUUCAUCGUUUCCUUUUCAUUGGGCUUCGGUCCGAUACCCUGGAUGAUGAUGUCCGAGCUGUUCGCUAUCGAGUUCCGAGGAACAGCUACGGGUAUAGCCGUUAUAACCAACUGGUGUCUAGUCUUCAUAGUGACGCUGUGCUUCCCGUUGCUGAAGGACAUGAUAGGUAUUUACAGCUGCUUCUGGGUCUUCAGCGGCUUCAUGAUAGUUUGCGUGUUCUUCGUUUUCUUCCUGAUACCAGAGACCAAAGGGAAGACCGUCUCUCAGAUUCAAACCAUACUUGGCGGGAAACGCGCGUAAUCAAUACUCACACAAUAAUACUUCUAUGAGAUUUUUUUUUAAACGAUGUAGAUAUUUUAUUUUAUUAUGUAUUUUAAAUAAAAUAGAUGUGUUCAGAUAUUUUAAUGGUGACAUAUAUAAUUAUUACGAAACUUUAAGUGUGUAGGUUUAGCGUAACGUCCGGAUUGUGUCUAACAAUCAUUGUUACUAACAUUGAACAAACUAUACGUACUUAUUUAGGUUUAAGCGUGAAUUGAGAAUGCCAAAUAUUUAUUUUAGAAUUAACAUUUAAUAUCCGCGAUGACAAAUAUUUGAUGUAGAAUUAUUAAGUAUAUACAUUUUUAUUAUACAAUACUAUUUAAAACCAAGUUUAUAUAUAUGGAAUAUUUAAUUUAUACACUGUCUGUCUGUCUGUUGAUGUUUUUAGAUGUAUAAUGUAUUUUAAUGUUUUCUCCAGCGACAAUAUUUUUUAUUAUUAUGAUUUGGAGAAUGUUGGAAUUAAAUUUAUUUAAACAAAAUUA
This is a messenger RNA of Danaus plexippus (monarch butterfly), 2181 nucleotides long. RefSeq names its product facilitated trehalose transporter Tret1-like. The transcript is spliced from 7 exons. Gene Ontology annotation, molecular function: sugar transmembrane transporter activity. The record is from RefSeq and is a predicted model, not a curated record. Gene Ontology annotation, cellular component: membrane. The coding region runs from base 179 to 1681 and encodes 500 amino acids. NCBI's taxonomy places the organism in Eukaryota, Metazoa, Arthropoda, Insecta, Lepidoptera, Nymphalidae. Gene Ontology annotation, biological process: carbohydrate transport; transmembrane transport.